AUUAGACUCAAAGAAAUUUGACUGACUUCCAAACCGUGAUAUAUUGUAUGGCUCAAAGACAAGUCUUUUGACUUAUUUUGGAAAACUUAUAGUCCGGUCAAAUUAGACUUAAAAAAAGGGGGUCAGGUUACAUAAAUUCCCAUUAAGCUGAAAAUCCAUUUAUUUUUCACCAUUAAAAAUUGUUUCUUGAAAAUUUUGAAAACAUUUUUAUAAAGAUAUGCAAAGACUAUAAAUUAAAGCUGAUUUAGCAACAAUUUCAUUUGAUAGCUUCAACUAAGUGAAGGGAAUAAGGUUUCAUGGUUUGUAAGAUUGGAAAAAAAAUACACUCUGGUCACCCUGACGUCUUAAGUAAUUUUAAUUGAACAAAUACCAAUACGAUUGUCUACUUUUUAUUUUUUUUGCUUUUGUGGCAGAAAAUGCAUGUGGGGUGUGGGCUUCAUAAUAAUGUUUCUUACUCAUAUGUAGUUAAUUCGAUACCUUGUGGUGGAUGUUGGUGGUGGCGGCAGUGUUGAGCUUAGAACUGUUGCUCAGCUGUUUAUUUAUUUUUCUAAACGAAUCGAUUCCAAGUCUACUAAUGAACUCACAUAUAAAUGCCGUAUAUAUAUUAUUGAAUUUAACCGCAGACAUUUUUUUUUCUUUUUAAUUUAAUCGAAUAUCGUCAUCACCACCUAACUGGGCGCGAUGUCGUUCUCCUUAAAUAAACUGCGAUCACUUAUACCGGGACAACAUUCGUCGUCAUCGAGUAAUGGAGCCAAACAAAGACAUUCGGUUAGUUUGGAACCGGAAAUUGGAUUUCAAAUUUUUAUUGAAUCAACCCCAUCAUCGUCGUUUUCAACGACGGAAGGAUCUGCCGAUGGUGUACGUGCAAUGGUGCCUGAAUUGAAUGUUUUGUUAAUAUCGGCGCGACAUCUACCGACUGUGUUUGGAUUUAAAAUGGUGCAAGGAUAUAAUAUUAAGGUAAAACUCUUUCCUGGAACGAAACGGUAUGACAGUACAAUUCAAACUAACUCAUGGCCAAAGUUCAAUGAGAAUUUUAGAUUUCCAUUGGCUCCAGAUAAAAAACCAUCGAUUAAAAGUUACACUAGAGGAAAGUCCGUAUCGGAAUUUUUACCAGAAGAACUAUUUACUGGACAUUUUGUUGUUUUUACUGUGUAUGCUCUUUUGGAACUACCACCAGCGAGUCUUAACAGAUUCAACAAAACCUACAGAUCUCUAAGAGAACGAAGCUCAUCGUUAGUUCAAAAAGUUGUAGACUCAAGUAACACCAAGCCAAAAGAUGAUGAUGCUUUUGGCAAGAACUCCAAAGCUGCUUAUUCAAAAACACAAGAAACAAUACAGCUCACUAGCAGUGAAGCGAAACGAAAUAUUGGUUCUGUAACUUGUUAUUUGGAACCAAAAGUAUUUAAGAGGAAUGCAAGAACGGGUCAAUUUUGUACGGAAGAACUUUGGCUGCCAAUUAAAGAUAUUACAACAACAGUAUUAAAAGACUCAAAUAGUCUGGCACAGUCAACGAAAGGGGUUGUUGAAUUAAUUCUUGAACUACAAGAUUUAAUUAAAGAUGAAAUUAAGGACUCAACAAGUACUUUAGAUGGCACAGAUCAAAAACCAAGUCAAACAACAAAACCUUCCAAUGGCAGCAGUAAAAGUUCAUGGCCAGGAUUAUCUGAAGUAAGACGAAAAAUAGGAAAAUCCAAUAACAAGCAGGAUAAAGGAUUACUAUUAAAAGUGACAACUUCUAGAAUGCGGUGCUCUAAUAAGGUGAAAGAUGAACUUGAAAGUUCAGCUGGAAGUGUUUAUAUCAAAACAACUAUUUUUGAGCACAAUAUUUAUUCGGAUUCUUGGAAGUCGACUUACUUCUUUCCAUCACUUUCGACCAAAUGGGAUCAUAACGAAUCAACUGUAACAAUACCAAUUAAAUUACCUGAAGAUCUUAAUAAUAUUCUCAUUAAAACAACACUGGCAACGAAAAAUAAAAUUGGAAAGAAAAUGUUUCUUGGAACAGUGAUAAUUGGUCCCACUGUGUCAGGUUCAGGAAUAGAACAUUGGCAAAAUGUGGAAAAUACGAGAAACGAAAAAAUUCCUAUGUGGCAUAGUUUUCAAUAAACGAUAUUAGUUAUAAUAA
Molecule: messenger RNA, 2122 nt
Organism: Episyrphus balteatus (marmalade hoverfly)
Lineage: Eukaryota; Metazoa; Arthropoda; Insecta; Diptera; Syrphidae
Exons: 7
Coding region: 682-2103 (473 amino acids)
Source: RefSeq, a predicted model, not a curated record